AUCCUCGACAAAACGAUCCUGUUUUCCAGCGUCGGCUGUUCCCUUCCCGAGUACCCAGUAUACAUAAUAGUAUAAGAGGGAACAUCAAAUUAGAGCCCUUGGAUUUGAGUGGUCCAGCCAUCCGGUUAGUUUUCAACGAAGGGAACGAAACUGUCCCAGUGAAGCUGGUGCCGACCAUUCGGGGGGCAGUAGAGUUCUGCAACGAAUGGAUGAGGGAAGAUCUCACUCACCUUUCUGAUUGGUGGGACGGUGACCUCAGCAAUGAAAAGAAAAGCUUCAUCCGGAAGGUACAAGCCCUUAAAGAAGUGGGGCCUGAGCUUGUCCCAAAGGCAGGAUUCUGGAGGUUGUCUUUCAGCUGUGCUGAAGAGAUGGUCCUUAAGGAAGUCGACGCCGAUGGAGGGCAGAGGCGGGCAGCUUUACGACUGCUUAAGUUUGUUAACAAGACUAGGUGGACCCCGGAGUAUGGCAAACUUUUGACUUCCUACCAUCUUAAGACCGUUUUACUGUGGUGCUGUGAGAUCCAUCAUGGCAAAGAAGACUGGGAGACUCUGCUGUCCUCUCUAAAGACCCUUCUGGGGCUGCUGAAACACACCCUGGUGAAGAAACACCUCCCUCAUUACUUCCUACACCCUCUCAAUCUCUUCAACAAGCAGUACAAAAUCAGCAACCACAUCCACCAGCCCUUGUCCUUGGAGGUCCUCGCCCAUGAGGUGUCAGCCAUGCUGGCGGACGCCACGGCCUAUCUUGUCCCAGGCCACAAAUCAGCAGGUUGCUCGGUCAACCAAGACUAUGAAGAGAAAACCGCAGCUCUCCGAGAGUUUAAAGAAAGACAUCAGGAAGAACUGAGAGAGCUGAAGAGAAUGGAAGAUGAACGUAUGUAUGAGGAAGUGGAAACCACUGAAGAAAAAACCCUGUGAGGUCCCUUCGGGAACAAACUGCUUUAUACUGCCAUGAAUUCUGGCUUUGUUCCCAGGCCUGUGGAUAAUUAUUUUGGAAGUUUGGAGGGAAUACGUGAUUCAGUUUGUGUCAUUUCUAGAUUAUUUUAGUCCAAGCUGUGAAUGUGAUUUUAGCUUUUAAUCUCUUCUUAUGGGUUUUUGGGAGGCGAGGGGAUUGUAUGCUGCU
This is a messenger RNA of Protobothrops mucrosquamatus (brown spotted pit viper), 1122 nucleotides long. RefSeq names its product protein mab-21-like 3. Lineage: Eukaryota; Metazoa; Chordata; Lepidosauria; Squamata; Viperidae. The record is from RefSeq and is a predicted model, not a curated record. The transcript is spliced from 5 exons. The coding region runs from base 210 to 917 and encodes 235 amino acids.